Messenger RNA from Macrosteles quadrilineatus (aster leafhopper), 657 nucleotides. The record is from the annotation of a RefSeq genome assembly. Lineage: Eukaryota; Metazoa; Arthropoda; Insecta; Hemiptera; Cicadellidae.
AUGAUAAUAAACUUAUUUUCAGUAUUUGACCCAAGAUCUGGAAUUAUAUCUCUUAACUGAUUAUCUAUAUUGAUUAUAGUUUUAGUUACACCAACUCAAUAUUGAAAUUCACCAAACAAAAUUAUUCAUAUAUUAAUUAAAUUAUCAAUUACACUAAUAAAUGAAAUCAUUAUACAUUUAAAAAAAUAUGAACAAUCAAUUAUUUUUGUAAGAUUAUUUAUAUAUUUAUUAAUUAAUAAUGUAAUAGGACUUUUACCAUAUAUUUUUACAGCUAGUUCCCACUUAGCAUUCUCAUUAGCAUUAGCACUAACUAUUUGAAUAUCAAUAAUAUUAUUUGGGUGAAUAAACAAAACUAAUCAUAUAUUUUCCCACUUAGUACCAAUUGGAACCCCUAAUAUUUUAAUACCUUUUAUAGUAGUAAUCGAAUCAAUUAGUAAUUUAAUUCGCCCAGGUUCUUUAGCCGUACGGUUAACAGCAAAUAUAAUUGCUGGUCAUCUUCUUAUAUCAUUAUUAGGAAAUAAUUUAAGUGGAAAUUUUACACUAAUAAUAAUAAUAAUAAUAAUAUUUAUUAUUUUAAUAAUAUUUGAAUUAGCAGUAGCAUUUAUUCAAUCUUAUGUAUUUAUAACACUCUCAACACUUUACUCAAGAGAAAUUUAG